Peniophora sp. CBMAI 1063 is the source of this 261-nucleotide messenger RNA. NCBI's taxonomy places the organism in Eukaryota, Fungi, Basidiomycota, Agaricomycetes, Russulales, Peniophoraceae. The record is from the annotation of a GenBank genome assembly.
AUGGAGAACGACCAGGGUGUCCUUGUUGACCUUUACGUCCCCCGCAAGUGCGCGGCGACCAACCGCCUCAUCACCUCCAAGGACCACGCCUCGGUCCAGAUCGUCAUUGGCGAUGUCGACGCCAACGGCCGUCUCCUGAACACCAACACGACCUUCGCGCUCUGCGGCCCCGUCCGCGCCAUGGGCGAGUCGGACGACUCCAUCAACCGCCUUGCGACCAAGGCUGGCCUUCUGCGCAAUGUCUGGUCCUACCAAAAGUAG